AUGUCGUCGACAGGAUGGACGUUUCCAGUCUUUCGUCAGGUUACUCCUUUAAGAUCUGAACCAAAUAAAUUGUUUUCAAUAAAAAAUAUUUUAGAUCUUUCAGAAGAGGGCCAAGAAGGAUGUGUUCCAUCUUCAAGCAAAAUCUCUCAGGGCUGCAAUUGUUGCUUCCUGCAGUCUGGGUUCUCGAUUCAAGUUCCUGGCGUUCCACCGGCUCCUCCUCUGCACCCAGAUCAUUUGAAUAAUAUGCCUUUUAGUGGCUUUAUGAACUGGCAAUAUUUUGGAUUCACUCCUUCUGUUUAUAAGUGGGGCUAUGGAACUCCUCUUGUCAAGGAAAAAGCAUUUCUACAUGGUGAGUAAAAUGCUGCCGUGCACGUCUAGUUAUCCAUUGAAAAAUGAAGGUAUGAAAACACUGAUCUAUCCGUAAUCGUAUCAUACUUUACCCUUCUCUUUAAAACUAGCCAGGUUUAACUGAUUUACAUGAGCUUAACUCGGAUUGAUUCAUGGAACUUCUGAACGAAGAUCCAAAGGGUGAUUAUUUGCGAUAGUCUUCAGCCGUCGGUUUAAAGCAUAAACUGAGCCGGAAAAUAUCACGAUGUUACUGUCGAUAAAAAUAUCACUUGUGGAAGUUGGAACAACAGGAAAUUGAAUAAUUUGCUGCUAACACUAAUCAGUUGCUUCGAUACCUUAAACACGUAUCAACUUGAAUUUUCACAGGCUUGGCCUGUUUGAGUGAAGUAUUUUUGUUUUUGAUAUAAGCUUGCCGCGCACAGGAUGCAGAUCUUUUUAGUAGAUUGACAUCGAUGGAUGCUCUUCGUUGCGUUUUAAUUUCUUCGUAGCUCUCUUUGGUUUGUCAUAAAUAUGAUGAAAAAUACAAGCGUCUCGAAAGUGUCUGGGAAAACUGAACUUAUCUCUCUGGAAAAACGGCCGUCGUACACAUAAAUCGAUCAUGUAUUCUAGCUUCGGUCUAGCUUAGAUAACUUGCCUUGGCUUAAGCUUUUUCUCACUAGUAACCUUUAUUAUUUUUUUUAUUUUGCCAUUCAUGCAUUACAGUAAAACCCCGCGUAUAAGAAUCUGGGUUUUAAAGAACCUGUUAGGCUAAAAUUUUCAUUUUAAGCCCCCUCCACAUAAGCACCUAUUAAGGCUAAAUCAUAUCAGUGGAACUGGUUUUAGAUGUACUGUAUUUGUCCCAAGAUUUCAGUUCUUGGUAUCAACUUUGAAAAGACAGAGAACUGACUAUGAGUUUGUUUGUUAUGUUUUGUUAAGGACAUACCUGCUCUGUACUGCCUUUAGGCAUUACUGUUCGGUAUAAAUGAUUCAUAUUGUAUUAUGAGAUGAUGUUUAUAAUAUAUUUAAAUGAAAUUCAUGUGAAAAUAUAAGAACCUAUUGUAAGAACCUUGGUAGUCUAAAUUUGCUUUAAGUACCCUUUAUAUAAGAACCUGUCAAGGCUAAAUUAAAAAAUGCAGGUUCUUAUACGCGGAGUUUUCCUGUAUAUUCUAUACAGUCUACCAUGCAAUGAAUUACUGAUUUCCUUGAAGGUUACAUUAAUUCUUAGUUUACAUGAUGAGAAGUCACUGUUUACAUCUUUACCUGAACUAUACAUGUAAGUCAAUUUUUCUGCUAGUUUUGAAAUUACAGAAUUGGAAUGGGACAAGUUUCUAUUUGCGCCACACUUUUGAUGUUUAUUUCUUGCAUUAAAAGUCGCUUCAACUCAGCAUACUCCCUUGUAUGUGAUCAACUGAAAACCCCCCAAAACACUUGCUACUUAUAAGUAUCCCUUUAACAUUGCUAAUUUUUCUUAAGAGCCUCCUUCAAUUCACAGUUUAUUGUUAUCAAAAUCUCCUGAUCGUUCCAUAACAUGAUUUCUACCUUUAGGAGCUUCCCGAAAGAAGUAUAAGCGUUCCUUGCGUAAGAAGAAGCAGCGUCCCUUGUUUUCGCCAUACCAAAUCCAAAUCAUGGAAACCGAAUUCUCGAAACAGCGCUACAUAACGGAAGAAAAGCGAGCUCAUCUUGCUCUGAAAGUAAACUUGACGGAAACUCAAGUGACCACUUGGUUCCAGAAUAGACGAACAAAGUGGAAAAAGGAUAAACGAAAUGAAGGGAAGAGUUCUCCAGAUGGAAAGUUCACGACAUACUUGGAGACAAAGUUUGACAAAUUCCUCCUACCACAGAAUUUGCCUCGAUUCUCUCGUUGA
Molecule: messenger RNA, 2192 nt
Organism: Porites lobata
Lineage: Eukaryota; Metazoa; Cnidaria; Anthozoa; Scleractinia; Poritidae
Source: the annotation of a GenBank genome assembly